AUGGGGGAGAGCAGGGACACAGUGGAGGGAAGUGGGCAGAGGGUCCUGGGGUGGGAGUCAGCCUGUGCAGAGGAAUCUUUAUCCAGGACCAUGAUUGCAGAGUGCUGGAUGCUCCAGUGCGUCCUCCUCUGUGUCCCCAGCCCAGGCAGCUGUGAGGUAACUGGGAGAAGCUGGUGUAAAGAGAGGUCUCCUUCCAGAGCCGGCAGCUGCUCCUGGAAGGUUUCUCAGCUUUAUUUGCUUUUGCCACUAGAUGGUGAAAUAAGGGAAAACAGGGAAAGUCUUGCUGCGCUCCCUGGCAGCCUCUCUCCCUGUGAAACCACGCUGACGUGCUCUGCUUUCUGGGAACCCGGCAAUUUCAGGCAAUUAUGUCCUGGACCUUUUAUACAGCUCAGCCUUGAAGAACUGCUGCCGCCAUCCCGGCUCUUUGAUCUUUUUAACUCCAGUAGUGCCGACCUGGAUUCAUUUAGGCACACAAAGUGGGUGAAAGACAGGCAGCAAAGCUACCUAAGAGCUGUUUGCUUUCCUGGAAGCCAAAGGAGCUGCUGGGGAUGUGCAAUGAACCAGAGUUCCAGCUCACCCUGGGGCACUGCUGCUUUCGCAAGAGGGAUUGAAGGAAUACUGCUGACCGCAGCCCCUGGCCCUGAGAGGAAAUACAUUCAUUGGCCCCAGCGUUCGGCGUGGCGAUUAAUUGAGAGCUGCCUGAAUCUGGAGCACCAAGUGAGCAUCAUUAGAGCCAUCUGAAAAUGAGGGAGAAGAGACUGUGAGUGACAGGAUCAAGGCUGGAGUCCGUGCACUCUACGGGUGAGUAAUUUGUACAUGCUGAGAGCUGACAGCUUUGGGGGUCAGGCGGCUACCAGGUACGUCACUAUUGCUCUUUUGCUAUUAAAAAGGUCCUGCGUUGGUGUUGCAGCAGCGCAGGUAGGUGAUCCCAGCUCCUGUGCUCCUGGCGGAGCAUGUGGGCAUAGGGCACCUCACGGGGCA
Messenger RNA from Cuculus canorus (common cuckoo), 981 nucleotides. RefSeq lists its product as uncharacterized. NCBI's taxonomy places the organism in Eukaryota, Metazoa, Chordata, Aves, Cuculiformes, Cuculidae. The coding region runs from base 1 to 741 and encodes 246 amino acids. The record is from RefSeq and is a predicted model, not a curated record. The transcript has 3 exons.